UUGGUUGCAUCCCUUUUUUAGGAAAAGGGGGACCGGAUUGCCUAAAUUCGUUUGAGUGAGGUCCGUAGGUGUUCUCAGUGGACCUGUCUGCAGGUUUGGUUAUUGCGCAGCUGCAACAUUGUUGCACACCGCUGCUGAAGAGAGGAAACACGGUUGAUUUGGGUCGGCACGAGCAGUGGAAGUGGCUACACAGCCGCUUGCUCGUUGUGGUGUCACGGGCCUGUUUAGAAACAACUGGGAACCUCCAGCUUCAUCCCUGACUGAUGGACGUCUUCAGCUUCAUGUGCGCUGCGCUUCUGUGCACUGUUGUGGUGCACGGUAAGCCAACGUUAAGGAAAGACAGAGUUCUUCACGACACAGAAUUGGGCAGGCCAGCCCUCGAAGAAAACAAAAGCUUCCAAUACGACCAUGAGGCCUUUCUUGGCAAAGAGGAGGCCAGGACAUUUGACCAGCUCACUCCCGAUGAGAGCAAGGACAGGCUUGGUAAAAUAGUGGACAGGAUAGACAAUGACGCGGAUGGCUACAUCACCACAGCUGAACUCAAGGCUUGGAUAAAACGUGUCCAGAAGCGUUACGUUUAUGAGAAUGUGGCAAAGGUGUGGACGGACUAUGAUCUCAACAAAGACAACAAGAUAUCGUGGGAUGAGUACAAGCAAGCCACGUACGGAUACUACCUUGCCAACCCGGAGGAGUUUGAGGAAGCAACAGACCAGUUUAGCUUCAAGAAGAUGCUCCCUCGUGAUGAGAGGAGGUUUAAAAGAGCUGAUCUGGAUGGGGACCUGGCAGCAGACCGAGAAGAGUUCACAUCCUUCCUCCACCCUGAGGAGUUUGAACACAUGAGGGAUACUGUGGUUCUGGAAACCCUGGAGGACAUUGACAAGAAUGGAGACGGACACGUGGAUGAAGAUGAGUAUAUUGCCGACAUGUUUGCCCAUGAGGACGGGGGUCCGGAGCCGGACUGGAUCAAGACCGAGAGGGAACAGUUUUCGGACUUCCGAGACUUGAACAAAGAUGGCAAGAUGGACCAGGACGAAAUCCGCCACUGGAUUAUGCCACAAGACUACGACCAUGCCCAGGCUGAGGCCAGACAUCUGGUGUACGAGUCUGACCAGGACAAGGACCAGAUGCUGACCAAAGAGGAGAUCCUUGAAAACUGGAACAUGUUUGUGGGAAGCCAGGCCACAAACUACGGAGAGGACCUCACCAAGAACCACGAUGAGCUCUGAGCACUCGGUGCCGUUUCUGACGUGUGUGUGAGGAGGGUUGGUGAUCAUCUUUGUCUUCAAAGACCAAAUCAGACUUGUGCAUCACCUCCCAUCUCCGCGACCACCACUCCAUCCUUUCCUCGUAGUAGUGGGACAGACGUCAGAGUGUUGGAUCGUAAGUUAACACUGUAGAUGCCAAACAAGAGGAGAGGUAAGGGUUGGUCGUACCACUAACACUAUGGGUCCGUCUCGGUUCCGUUUCUGACAUUCAGGAGCAAAGCCAGACACGGUGGACUUACUCUUUAUCGACGGUGCCUUCCAGCCGCAUCGCCGGCUUCACUGCCUCAGAGAUCCGUGUAGAUAGUCUUUAAUAAAUCCGUCGAAGCUCAAUGCAGAGCUUUAGGUGAAUUGUAAUAUACAAGAACAGUUAAUGUGAAACUACAGCGCAAAACAUUUAUUCUGAUUUUAUUUAUUUAUCAAAUCUCUUCUGUACCUCAAGUUUGAGAGGAAUACAGUGAUUGUUUUUAUUCACAAAUUAUGUUUCUUUGUUUACAGUUUCUUGGCCACGUGGUUUUAAAGAUUUGUUGUUUUUGGAUAAGUUAAGUGCUAAGAAAUGUUUAUUAACUGACAAUUAAUGGCAUGGUUUUUGCACGUGUUUGGAUUACGUGUAGCCUGUGAAAUAUUUUAUUUUUUUCAUACUUAGUUUGAAAUGUAUUUAUUGGUAUACUUAGGCCAACAGUAUGCUCCAUGUUAAAUUUCAUUUUCACAUUUGAGCUUCUUCCUUUUACAACUGUCUAUUUUAUUUAAGGUUGUUUUUUCAGUACUGUGUUGGUUUGAAUACCAAAACUCCACCUGUUACAUCACUCAAGAUGUCAUCUUUUUGUAUUAGAUGUACCAAAUGUAUUUACAUGCAUUUGGCAUUGUACAUACAGUAUAAACAUGAUGUUUUGUAACAUCAGAAAGUCCUCUUUUGUUUUUAAAUUAAAUGUUCUAUAUUUCUUAAUGGGUACUUUGUAUGGCAGGUGCAUAGAACUAUGCAACUCAUGAAAAGAUCCAGAAAUUUGGUAAUUUUAGUCAAAUUAAUGUCACUCAACCUUUGUUCUCCUUUUCAUCUUUUUCUGUUGUGCUUUGUUGUCCCAAACCUCAUUGCCUUCAUAGUCCUCAACACACAUGGGCACAAACACAUCAAUAUGUCUCCUUUUCCACACUGCACAUGCUCAUGAAUUGUGUCAAGAUAAAUAAAAGUAUUUUGUGUUGAGCUGCAAAGCAUAA
Messenger RNA from Anarrhichthys ocellatus (wolf-eel), 2477 nucleotides. It is a transcript of the gene rcn1, whose product is annotated as reticulocalbin 1, EF-hand calcium binding domain. Gene Ontology annotation, molecular function: calcium ion binding. The transcript has 6 exons. NCBI's taxonomy places the organism in Eukaryota, Metazoa, Chordata, Actinopteri, Perciformes, Anarhichadidae. The record is from RefSeq and is a predicted model, not a curated record. Gene Ontology annotation, cellular component: endoplasmic reticulum. The coding region runs from base 264 to 1226 and encodes 320 amino acids.